AUGGAGAUCAAGGUGUCUGUUGAAGGAGUCCAACGCAUCGUUUGUGGAGUCACAGAAAAGACCACGUGUCAAGAAGUAGUCAUUGCUUUAGCCCAAGCUCUGGGGCGCACUGGACGGUACACUCUGAGGGAGAAGUUCAAAGAGUAUGAGCGCAAUGUGACUCCUGAUGAGCAACUGCUGGAGUCUCUGGAGAAGUAUGGUCAACAAGCCAGGGAGGUCCAGCUCACCCUGCAGCAUUUAGGGCCCUCUCUAGGGGACUGGACAAACAAGCCACGGGCUCAGUUGAGACGGGCUGAGGGUGGGGGAAGGGUGCGGAGAGGCAGCGGUGUAACCAGCCUAUAUCGGCAGAGUCUGCCACCACUGUCCCGUCUACGGCUCCACUCUGAGCCACCCCCCGAAGAAGUGAAGAGACCAAAAAGGAAAUCGCUGACGCUAAUGGAGGAAGCGUGGGGUUGGCUAGAGAAUCUGGGAAGGGGUGGGAAGCAGCAAUUAGGACAUGAUAAGGGGAAAAGCAAGGAGGACGAUAAAGGAGAUGGCCCUAGGGAUAAAGCGGUGGUUAAACUGGGCAAAAUUCCUCCAGACUCUGGGGAACGACAGGGAAGAGACAAGAAAGAGAAAAACAAAACUGAAAACCAGAGCAUAAUCGGUUGCCUUAGAAAACACAGAAGAGAGGAUAAUGAAAAUGAGAUAUGUGGAAUAAAAGAGGGUGAACAACAUAAAAGUCAUCAAAAAGAUCAAGGCUUUGAUACUCCGGAUCAAGAUGGAGUAACUCAGCCACAAGACAAGUCCUUUAAAACAGGGAGGGACGAGGCAGCAGAACUGAGAAGGUUGAUCAUCCAAAAACAGGCUAGUCUGAGAGAACUUAAGCUCAAAACCAAUUUGGUUGAUGAGCAGAUUGGCCAGCUUGAAACACAACUUGCAGAAAAGCAGUCAAUUGCAGAGGAUUCUGAGGAUGAGGAACAACUUGAGUUCUGGCGCAAUGAACUGAAGGCGGAAGAGGGGUACGAGAAAGACUUGCAGAGGCAGUUCCUAGAGCUGAAGGAGAAAGCUGCAGAGUGCAAAACCAAGUUAGAAGAAUAUAAACACAAGUUGCAGCGAAUGGACCUCACAAACCUGAGAAUUUCUCAGUGCAAACAAAUGCCAGAGCCACAUGAUGAGGCCCCUGUCAAGAUGGCCAAAUCACUUGAGCUAGAAGGCUCAGAAUCAGCAGGAGAGAACACAGUGGCUGAUGACCCAAAUGGAGACAGUGAGCAGAAUGUGGUCACCAGAGUGGAACCCAAACUCCCUUACGUCUUAGUAUCUGCAAAUCAGAUAGCAGAGUCACAACUAAAUGGGCCCUCAGAGCUAAGGGAAUGGUGGUCUCGAUGGACUGAGGCGCAGAAACCCAACUCAAACUCAAGAUCUACGUUGAAAGCUGUACACCGCUCUGAAAUAACAAUACACCUUGCGAGCACAAGGGUUUAAGAAAUUCAAAAAACUGGGUGAAAACUAGGCGACACUAUCACAGACUCAAAACUGUUGAAGGGUACUUGUUCUUCAAAAGGCAGCUGCACAUUU
Messenger RNA from Colossoma macropomum (tambaqui), 1557 nucleotides. It is a transcript of the gene rassf11, whose product is annotated as Ras association domain family member 11. The coding region runs from base 1 to 1464 and encodes 487 amino acids. The record is from RefSeq and is a predicted model, not a curated record. The transcript is spliced from 2 exons. NCBI's taxonomy places the organism in Eukaryota, Metazoa, Chordata, Actinopteri, Characiformes, Serrasalmidae.